Molecule: messenger RNA, 681 nt
Organism: Kwoniella botswanensis
Lineage: Eukaryota; Fungi; Basidiomycota; Tremellomycetes; Tremellales; Cryptococcaceae
Exons: 1
Coding region: 1-681 (226 amino acids)
Source: RefSeq, a predicted model, not a curated record
AUGUCCAAACCACCCAUAACCACCCCCACAAGCAGCAAUCCCACUAAGAAACAUCGACCCCGUUCAUCCUCCUUAUCACUAUCUAUCGCUCGUUCUCCCUCGGUGCUCUCAUCAGGUCUAUUCUCCCCUUUAUCCCCUCAUCCGCAGCAGGACGAAGAAGCGCUGGAAGAUGAAAUACAACAUCACCCAAAUGUAUAUGGUAUCCAUCCGUAUGGUAAUCAGAUGAGGAGGGUUAUCUCCGCUGGCGGUAAAUUGGAUCCUAUACAUGAUGAUGAUAAUAUUGAAGAUAUAGUUGGGGUAAAAGCAAGUUCUAGUGUAUCUCAUCUACCAUCUAUCAUCAACAAAUCACCAAAAAUACCGAUCUCAAAUACCACAACUCUAUUUAAGGGGCUUGACGAAGAAUUGGAUGAUCAUGAUCAAGAACAUGUUGAUAUGGACGAUGGUUCUAGACCACUAUUACAAACUAGAAAAGUAUCUUUUCAACCCCUCACUUCAGCUCGGGAUAUUGAAUCAGAGAUGGACAACUUAUCAGAAUCAGAUGUACGUAGUCAAAUAACGUAUGAAGGUCCAUUUCAACCUCCCGACUCGAAAGAGCUAUUAUCGAUAAUGUUUAGUGUGGUAGGUGUGGUGAUACUGGCUGUCGCUGCUGGAUGUACGACGAUAUUCGACUGGGUAUUAUAA